This is a messenger RNA of Prunus armeniaca (apricot), 531 nucleotides long. Lineage: Eukaryota; Viridiplantae; Streptophyta; Magnoliopsida; Rosales; Rosaceae. The record is from the annotation of a GenBank genome assembly.
AUGGAUUUUCAAUCGAAAGAACAAGAGAGUGAAUCGAAUAAGCUGAAAGAGAGGAUCGAAAAACUAGGCAGAACAGUGACGGAUCUGGAAACAACUAUGAUGCUGCUGGUGAUGGGUUAUAUUUUCUUCCAAGGCGCCAUAUUCGCGUCUGUUUUCCACAAUCCCAGCAACAUGUCGUGCGAGUAUUGGUGGAUUCCUUUCUCCCUCUCCUGUCUGAUUUGCGUCAUCUUCGCCAUCCCAUUUCAGUCUUAUGUCACAAAUUGGGAGCGAACAAAACAUCAUUACUCCUCGGCCUUUCUAAAGCAAGAUUUGCUUAACCACAAGAUGGUCACUUCCUCCUCAGUCGAAACCAGGAUGUAUGAUCAGCCGCAGUCGCCGCCGCAGCAGCAGGGAAUAUUGAAGAACGAUAGGGCGCAAGUUUACCAGAGAAACGCAUUCAUAUACCUGGUUUCUUUAGCCCUUCUGGCCUACACCAUCCUUAUUUUGAAGGCAUGCGGAUCCAUUCCCUGCCACGGAGAUGCUACACCCUAG